Echinostoma caproni is the source of this 1122-nucleotide messenger RNA. The record is from the annotation of a GenBank genome assembly. Lineage: Eukaryota; Metazoa; Platyhelminthes; Trematoda; Plagiorchiida; Echinostomatidae.
GAUACAGAAACAGAUUUAGCAGUUCGUUUGCCCAGCUCUGUCGUGCACUCCGAGACCAGUCCUCACCAGUCGAACUCAUGCAGUGGACAGUAUCAUCAUCGUCGAAAACGUAUACGCAUAUCCCCAUUGGCCCGUGUUCCCAGCGAGUCUCAGAGACCGAGUGAGGGUAGUGGGAUCGCAGUGAACCGUUACGUAACAGUGUGCAAUGACGGGGACACGGGCCCGGAUGUGCCAACUGUUCUCCAACCGGGCGUUCAGUCUCACUCGUCAAGUGUGACCAAAUUGACUAUGGACUCGGGGGAAGCACAUGUCGUGUCCAGUCUGAUCUCGACCCGAAUGGAUUCGGAUCUUCAGUCAAUUAUUCUCAAAUAUGUUCGUCUAAAAUCGGUGGUUCGUUGUUUGGAGCUGGCUGGUUUUUGUUCACCUUUUGUUCUGGCUUGUCUAGACGAGGCACAAAUACAACGUAUUGAAGAUUUUGUCGGGCACACUUGUUCCCUGAUCGAUUCAGCCUCUAUUCGGGAACAGUUUCUCGGGCCCAUAUUUGCCAAAUAUCCGGAACAGUUCCGUCUCCCUGCGGGAACCGUCUGUGGUCUAAUGUUGGCCUCGGCUGAUAUCAAGCGUCGUUACCGACGUUUUCCCACUCCUCAUGUGCUCACCUCAACCAUCGAUGUGCCACAACCAGAUAUGGAUUUUCUCCACGAGCUUCACGGUUUCACAGAUAUGGCAUCACAAACCGACAUCUCUGUCCCGCCGACCGCAUCGAAAUUACCAUUGUGUUUGCCGGAAUCUGAUCUUCCAGCCCUACCGAUCACUCCAGUCACAUCUGCCUCAUCUCUACCGCCCACCUCGAACCCUUCCGUGUCAAAUGAACUGUCCGUUUGUUUGCCAACAAUCACAAGUCACAUGGACCCGGUGAGUGUGACUAAACUGAAUCCACUGAUCACAUCCAUUGAGCACUCGACCACACCGAACACGGUAGCUAUGAUGGCGGCUGCAUUUCAGGCGGCCGCAGUCGCUGCUUCCGGAUCCGGGCCGUUGUUUAAGGUCAAUCUGUUCGCUCCCGCCUCGCCUCACUGGUGUUUGGAAUACUUGAUUCGUGUUGGCAUUUCCGAUAGUGAAUAA